Miscanthus lutarioriparius is the source of this 324-nucleotide messenger RNA. The record is from the annotation of a GenBank genome assembly. NCBI's taxonomy places the organism in Eukaryota, Viridiplantae, Streptophyta, Magnoliopsida, Poales, Poaceae.
AUGUCGGGCGUUUGGGUGUUCAAGAACGGCGUGGUGCGCCUGGUGGAGAACGGCGCGGCGGCGGGCGGCGAGGCGGUGCGGCGGCGGAAGGCGCUGGUGCACACGCCGAGCGGGCAGGUGGUGCGGUCGUACGCGGAGCUGGAGUCGGAGCUGCGGGCGCUGGGGUGGGAACGCUACUACGAGGAUCCGGCGCUGUACCAGUUCCACAAGCGCGGGUCCCUGGACCUCAUCUCCCUCCCCGCCGACUUCGCCAGGUUCUCCUCCGUCCACAUGUACGACAUCGUCAUCAAGAACCGCGACUCCUUCAGGGUCGUCGACGUCUGA